AUGCGCCGUGGCAAAUUGGACGAGGCGCUCGGCGCGCUGCUGGGGCUGGAUCAUGAGACGGUCACCGAGCAAGUCAUUCCUUACCUUUCUACGCAUACCACGCCCAAGAUGCUCCGGUUAUACCUGCAAGACCUGAUCGGGACGUCGCCCGAGGCCAAAGAGCUCACCGAGCAGUACGUCGCCGACCGAUUCCCGAAGGAGGCGCCGCCGCAGCCGACGGUGGAACCGAAGCACGAGUCGCCGCGGAAAGCACACGCAAAGCCCGUGCGCGUCACACCGAGUAAUGUCGCCUCGGCGCUCGCGGCGUCCGAAUCGUCGGCGCCAAGAAGCUUGCCGCCGACCAAAGAGAUGCUCGAGCUGGACGCGGCCUUUGCGAUGCUCUCGAUGGAGCCCACGUCCAAAGAGGCUGCAGCACAUAUUCCCACAUCGCGCCGACUAUGCCUGUGCCAAGGCGAGAAGCACGCCCUUGCGCCGUACGCGCCGCUGUGUGUUUCGUGCGGACUGAUUCUCUGCUCGGCGCUCGUGCCGGCCCCGAUCUCGCCGCACUCGGCAUGCCCGUCGUGCAGCGCAAGCCCCAUCGUGCCCCCCCACACGCGUACUCAGCUCCUCUCCGAGAUGGUCGACACGCGCGAGCAGCUCGUCGAGGAGCAGCAAAGCCGCGAGGCCGAGCGCCGUGCAGAGGUGGCACGGCAGCGCGGCGCGGGGGUCGACUCGGCCUUUCCCACGCUCGGCCAAGCGCCGGCGCCGACGCCGGCGGCGGGCGCCAGCAAGCGCAGCCGUGUGCUGCAUCUCGAUAUGAAGACGCACAAGGUGACUGUGUCGCGGCCCAAAGAAAAGCCGAAAGCGAAGCAGGCCGCUGUGCCGACUUCCCACACCGCCGAGCUGCAUACUACCGCCGAAGACGGCUCGGGGCUCGUGCACGACUACGAAGACGACGGAUUCCGCACUCACUAUAUCACGGCCACACCCGCGCCCGCCGCGGGACCCGCCCACGGCUGGGCCGCCGUGCAGCCGACGCCGCUACGCUAUGUUGCGGCCGAGUCGCGGCCAGCGCCCCUCGCGCCGAUCUGUUCCGAGGUGUAUACCGAAGUGCCGGACCUCGCGACACUUCUCCAGCGCAAGCCGCCGGGCAGCUCUGCCGAUACGCAGCGGCGCAGCAAGAACUCGGCGAUCAACGCAGGCGUCGCACGCGCCCAAGGCCGCAAGACCGGCAAGCCGAGCAAAAAGCGGUAG
Malassezia japonica is the source of this 1233-nucleotide messenger RNA. RefSeq lists its product as uncharacterized. NCBI's taxonomy places the organism in Eukaryota, Fungi, Basidiomycota, Malasseziomycetes, Malasseziales, Malasseziaceae. Gene Ontology annotation, cellular component: nucleus. The coding region runs from base 1 to 1233 and encodes 410 amino acids. Gene Ontology annotation, biological process: regulation of DNA-templated transcription. Gene Ontology annotation, molecular function: zinc ion binding. The record is from RefSeq and is a predicted model, not a curated record. The transcript has 2 exons.